AGUGCGUUUAAUUCUGGGAGCGCACAUAUUUUCCUCACACGUUCUCCGGGAGUGACGGCGAGAUUUUAACGUUCACUUGGCGAAAGGGCAACGAAAGACUCCCUUUUUCAUCUGAUUGUUUAAGGUGUGGUGUGUGGUUCUGGUUUUGACGUUUACAAGUUCUUGUGGUCCCGAACAAGUCUCGCUAAGUGUCGCGUAACCUGUCCGAAAGCGGGACUGUGAUGCUGAUGCUGGAGCAUCUACUGACCCAUCGCCACCUGCACACUUGCGCUUUCUUUGGAUAGCCGUGUCCCACGGAGGAUGCCGAACAGGCUGAGGAAGACUGUUUGAUGGAGGGCGAUGCUUCUUUCACAGCAGCAGUGGCUGAGGCAGAGGCUCUUUGUGCUGGGUAGUCUGGCCCUUGGGAGCCUCCUCUAUCUGGUUGCCAGAGUGGGCACUUUAAAUCGGCUGCAGCCGGUCUGCCCCAUUGAUAGCAGACUGCUCCCUGCUAGCAUGCCAGGACAGAUUUCUUUACAAACGCUGCAGCACAAGCAAGCUCUUCGACACGAGCUGCGCAGGACCAACAGCACAAGGGAGCAGCUGCGCAUGCACCAUCUUGUUCAGCAGUUGCCCAGAGCCAUCAUCAUCGGGGUGAGGAAAGGCGGCACACGUGCUCUGCUGGAGAUGCUCAAUCUUCACCCUGCUGUUGUCAAGGCAUCCCAGGAGAUCCACUUUUUUGACAAUGACAAGAACUAUGCCCGUGGCAUUGACUGGUACCGCGAAAAGAUGCCUUUCUCCUUUCCUCAUCAAAUCACUAUUGAGAAGAGUCCUGCGUACUUCAUCACAGAGGAGGUACCAGAGAGGAUCUUUAAGAUGAAUUCCUCCAUUAAACUUCUUGUGAUCGUUCGUGAGCCCACUACUCGAGCUGUUUCUGACUACACACAGGUCCUAGAGGGGAAGGAGCGCAAGAACAAAACGUACCACAAGUUUGAGGAACUCGCAAUUGAUGCCAACACUUUUGAGGUGAACACAAAGUACAAGGCUGUACGGACAAGCAUCUACACCAAGCACCUAGAACGCUGGUUAAAGUUCUUUCCGGUGGAGCAGUUUCACAUAGUUGAUGGAGACCGCCUGAUCACAGACCCAUUGCCAGAAAUAAAGCUGGUGGAGCAUUUCUUGAACCUUCCCUCACGGGUCAGCCAGUAUAAUCUGUACUUUAACACCACACGUGGAUUCUUCUGCCUGCGUUUCAACUUUAUGUUCAGCAAGUGCCUGGCAGGCAGUAAGGGCCGGAUCCAUCCAGAUGUGGACCUCUCGGUCAAGGAAAAACUGUGGCGCUUUUUCCAUCCAUUUAACCAGAAGUUUUACCAGAUCAUUGGCAGGACAUUCAGCUGGCCCUGAGGAUUUCGAUAGCACUUGACUUGCAGAGACUUCUGAAGCAGCAGUAUUUUUAUGUUUCUUCUGGAAAUGUGACCAAACAUGUCAAAGAUCUGUAAUUUAAACUGAAAGGAAAUCUGUUUUGAGAGUAAUUUCAACUCAAAUCAAUAUUUCAUGUCAUUUUGGAAGUAGCUGUGUAAUAAGAAGGAUAAUGUACAGUCAGUCAGUCAUUAUUGCAAAAUAAACCCAUUUAGGAUGAUACAAGACCCACAAAUCCUAAUAACCCCCUGCUGGAUUCUUUAAACCCUAUCUUUAACCUUUAAUGUGUUUCUGUGCCUUGACAGAAAGUUUUGGA
Messenger RNA from Myxocyprinus asiaticus (Chinese sucker), 1711 nucleotides. RefSeq names its product heparan sulfate glucosamine 3-O-sulfotransferase 5-like. The coding region runs from base 340 to 1380 and encodes 346 amino acids. The record is from RefSeq and is a predicted model, not a curated record. The transcript is spliced from 3 exons. Lineage: Eukaryota; Metazoa; Chordata; Actinopteri; Cypriniformes; Catostomidae. Gene Ontology annotation, molecular function: [heparan sulfate]-glucosamine 3-sulfotransferase activity.